This is a messenger RNA of Pollicipes pollicipes, 960 nucleotides long. RefSeq names its product fez family zinc finger protein 1. The transcript has 2 exons. The record is from RefSeq and is a predicted model, not a curated record. Gene Ontology annotation, molecular function: DNA-binding transcription factor activity, RNA polymerase II-specific. Lineage: Eukaryota; Metazoa; Arthropoda; Thecostraca; Pollicipedomorpha; Pollicipedidae. Gene Ontology annotation, cellular component: nucleus. Gene Ontology annotation, biological process: regulation of transcription by RNA polymerase II. The annotation marks the transcript as partial.
CGGGAGGAGCCGGGCGAGCCGGAGCGAUCCCUGCAGGGCCGACUGGGCCUUCUGCCGGGCGGUGACGGCGCCAGCCUGCUGCGCCACUCACCCUGGCUGUACCAGUACUACAGCCUGGCGUCGGCUGGCGUGUUCCCGCCGCUCUCGUCCUACUCGCUGCUCUCCAAGUCGUCAGCUUUUAGCAAGUACACGGCAGCGCUGGCCGAGCCGGUGGCCGCCACACAGACGGUCCCGGCGCCGGCGGGGACGGACCGGAGCGCGACCGACACGACCGCGCCGCGUCCGCCCACCGCCAAGAGCAAGACCUUCACCUGCCCCGAAUGCGGCAAGGUGUUCAACGCGCACUACAACCUGACGCGCCACAUGCCAGUGCACACGGGCGCCCGGCCGUUCGUCUGUAAGGUGUGCGGCAAGGGCUUCCGCCAGGCGUCCACCCUCUGCAGACACAAGAUCAUCCAUACGUCAGAGAAGCCGCACAAAUGCAAGACGUGCGGCAAGGCCUUCAACAGGAGCUCCACGCUCAACACGCACAUGCGUAUACACAGCGGCUACAAACCAUGGGUCUGCGAGUUCUGCGGCAAGGGCUUCCACCAGAAGGGCAACUACCGCAACCACAAACUCACGCACAGCGGCGAGAAGGCGUACAAGUGCCACAUCUGCAACAAGGCGUUCCACCAGGUCUACAACCUGACGUUCCACAUGCACACGCACAACGAAAAGAAGCCGUUCAUCUGCGAGCUCUGCGGCAAGGGCUUCUGCCGCAACUUCGACCUGAAGAAGCACACAAGGAAGCUGCACGACGUGGACGCGCCGGCUGCUGGCGGUGACGCGGGCAGCUUCAGUCCUCACUUCGCCGGCGGCGGCGGCGGGGUGCCGCUCAUCGGCUCCGGCCCCCACUCGGGCUCCGGUCUGCUGCGGCUGCCCUACCUGGACCGGCUGCACUACCCACCCGCGCUCUGA